This is a messenger RNA of Danio rerio (zebrafish), 2471 nucleotides long. NCBI's taxonomy places the organism in Eukaryota, Metazoa, Chordata, Actinopteri, Cypriniformes, Danionidae. The record is from RefSeq and is a predicted model, not a curated record.
GAUGUCACUAUUGGCAGCCGCAUCAUUUCCACAUGACUGAGCCACUGGAGGAAAUCACUAUCUGAAUGCGUCUCUAUAGGUUUAUUGGAAAGCGUAUCUGCUGCUAUUUUAACUUUAUCGACAUUUUCUCACCACACCUCUUUUGAUAGAGUCAGCAAUGUUCUCUUCGUCCAGAUCUUCUCUACUCUCGCCCUGGACCUCCAUGGAGCAGGCAGACUCAGAUGCUCUGGAUAUCAGCACCAAAGUGCAGCUGCAUGGGGUUUUGUGGAAGAGACCAUUCGGGAGACCCUCGGCCAAGUGGUCCCGCAGAUUCUUCAUCAUCAAGGAAAGUUUUUUGUUGUAUUAUGCUGAGAAUGAGAAAAAAAGCUUCGAGACCAAUAAAUACUUCAACAUCCAUCCCAAGGGAGUGAUUCCAUUAGGUGGAUGCAUUGUUGAGGCAAGAGAAGACCAAGGCAUGCCAUUCGCCAUGGUUAUCAAUCAUGAGGACUUCACUGGAAACAUUGUGCUGGCUGCAGAAUCAGUGUCGGAGCAGAGCCAGUGGGUGGAGAUGCUGCAAGAGUCCGGAAAAGUCACAUGGAAGAACGCACAGCUGGGCGAAGCUAUGAUUGAGAGUCUUGAAGCUCAAGGGUUACAACUUGCUAAGGAAAAGCAAGAAUACCUUGAUAAACUCAUGGAGGAAACUGAGGAGCUGUGCUUGCAAAGAGAACAGAAAGCUGAGCUGGAGAGACUGAAUCAGUUGCUGGAGGAAGAAAAGCAGAAGUUUGAGGAAGUGGUCCAAGAGCUGAGAACAGAACAAGAGCAAAUUAAACUAGAUCUGGACGGGACUGCUCAGUGUCUGAAAGGAGUGGAAAAUGAGAAAGAGGAGCUUCAUAAUCUUUCCACACUUCUGCAGAAGUCUUUGGAGGAGUUGUCCCAGGAGAAAAAGCGCACCCUCGAGCUGCUGCGAGAGAGGGGACAGGAUGUGGCUGAAACAGGGAGUGAUCGUCGGGGAUCUUUAGACUCCCAGAAUCCUCAGAUGCAGCUUCAGGGCAACCUGCGGCAAAUCGAGGAGCAGAUGAGGAGCCUGCUGAAAGAGAAAGAGCAAGCAGAAGAGAGGCUGAAAGAGAAUGAAAAGCGAGCCAAAGUUCUGCAGGAGGAGAGAGAGUUUUAUUCUUCUCAGUCUCAAGCUCUCCAGCAGUCCCUCACACAGCUCACUGCAGACAAACAACACACCGAGGAAGAGCUGAAGGCAGAGAUGGAGUCUCGCGUGGAACUGGAGCGUAGGCUGAAACUGGCUGAGGAGGCUCUUCAAGAUCUAGAGCAGGGUCUAAAUACAAUAGAACGCAGCCGCGAGAGGAAUGAACGAAUGAAAGGAGACGUCAGCCAACUGCGCAUGAAACACUCUCAGUCAUUUGCCUCCUCUCGUGGAGCUUCCUCAACCAGCCUUGAAGAGCUGAGAGAAACGGCUCGUCGUCUGACUUCAGACAGCUGCUUGAGACAGAAAGCCUACAAGAUCAUGACCCGCCAGAAGACCCUUCAGCCUGAAGACUAGCCAUAACCUGACUGAGAGAAGGACCAGAAGACGAAGUUAAGUUGAAAGUGUAGCAUUGAUGAUUCAAUAAGCGCAAUCUACAAAUGCAGUCUUCUGUUGAUUACUAAUGGAUUCUGUCUCCUUUUUUCUGUAAAUGUGUAACACUGUAGUAUCAUUAAAUAUAGAAUGUCAUUUAUUUGCUUUUAAUGAAACUUAACUUAUAAAACAAGACUUCCUGUACAGCAGCUUUCAAAAAAAUGUAGGUAAAUCUAAAGUGAACUGUGAUUAAAGUUGAUACAGAAUUAUUAACCCUCCUGUGAAUAAUUUCAGUACAACACAAGCAAUAAAAUGUUCAGGAUUUAUUAUUUACUUUUAAAUACAAACGUUCAAAAGAGUUGUUUCUGUUGUUUGUCAAGCAAGUAUAACCCUGCAUAUCCCCCUUUUAUAAAUGACUAAUCUUUUGUGGAAGCAAUGAAGCAUCUGCCGCCUACAUGGAAACACUAGCUUUCCAUUACAGUAAUAAAAGAGUGGUGCUAAGACAAAAAUAGAGCAAUUUGAUAAGAUUUUCCUUUUUUACAGGUGAAAUAAGGAAGCUACAAUCAUCUUCAUGUCAUGGCAGAUAUUAUAAUUUGAACAAAUCGGCAUGUGUAAUGUAUUUACCUGUAAUUAAGCUGUCAAGAGUCCUAAAAGCUUGAAUGGAAGUCUAUGGGGGGAAAAAUGCUGUGUCAAUUAAGCCAUCAAAUCAUUAGGUCAGACUUUGAUUAAAGAUUACCAAAACAAACUUUUUUUUUUUUUCCAGUGGAAUAACUGGCAUGGGUUAAUUGUUCACCUAAAGAAUAACAAUGUGUGCUAGCAACAUAAUUAUGGCAAAUUUAGAUUGCAUACAGACUGGUUUUGUAGUCCAGGGUCACGAAUGUGGUGCCAUCUGGAUGUGCUGGAAUUAAAAUGGCUGCAGACUUUA